GUUGUUCCCGUAUUGCUUUACCGAUCUUAUUAGGUUGAUAUUUGAACCUCAAUAUGAGUCUUCCCAACUUUACUUUAUUGCUGAGGAAUCAAUUCGGCAUAUUUUUCGCUUUACAGAAGCCUAACCCUACAUUUAAUCCAGAUCCAGCGUUUUUUUUCCUCGUUCCAUUUUUCUAUCAGUACCUAGAUGCGUACAAUAUGUUUGUAUGUUCUGUUUAUGCUGGGAUGUGCUCCUAAAGGUUAGCACUGUGUACCUUUGUGUGAUGUUGUAUACGGAUCUUCUCUUCUUUUAGUAUGUACCGCACUUCCCCUUGUCUCAAGUACAUUUCGUCUGUAUUUUCCCUAGUAUCUGCUGAUGGUUCCAUAAAUGAGGCCGAUGAGGUCAUUUGUAAGAUCAGGGACCUUAUUUAUUCGUCUUCUCUGAAUAAAACCGUAACCUUGGUACAUCCCUCAACUGUUGGACUUCCAGGUCCCGUUAUUGACACUGUUUCGAAUACGAGCUUUCUGGUGAAAGGUGUUCGGCUUUCUACUCUCUGUGAUCUUCGUUUCUUAUCGACCUGGAUAAUACCCAAAAGAUUGAUUGUAUACAAUGUAACUGGAAGGCACCCAGUAAAUACUAAUUUCUUCAUCGAUGUUUCCUCAGUAUUACACCUAAAGUUGGAUUCUGAAGCAUAUAAAACACUUGGCCUCUCCAAUUGCACCGAAACUCACAAAAACAACGAUGACACAAUAGUCCUGAAAAUUGACUUGAAGGAGUUGUCUGGAUUUAGUGGACCUACGAAACGGUACAAAAAAAUCCAAAAAAGUUUAUCGCACGUGUCACCAGCUACCGUGAUUAUAUCCACAGAAAGGCUUGAUGAAAUCAAUAAAGAUGAUAUUAUGGCUGCGCUGAAAAAUAUAGGCGAUGACGUAACUGUAGAAGUACUUGUAGCAACUACAAAACAUAUAAAGAUACCCCAAAAGAUCAAGCAUCAAAGCCUAGGAAACUUGAAUUUCUAUUCUUUGUUAUCAGACAGCUGGAAAGUUGUAGGAGAUACUGAUACAGGCCAUUCUGGUUUCAAACGCAGAAAAAUCUCCUACUCUGAAAAGGAUCUCCAUCCUUCAAAACCUAAUCUAGAAAAGUUUGUUGAACACAAAAAUUCAAUAGAGAAGAUUUAUAAUACUCUUGAAAAAAAUAAAGAUGGAAGAGGCUCGCUCAUUGGAGAUCUUAUUCAUGAGUUGGAUCAAAAAAAUCUACAUGAAAAAUCCAAUCAGGAUGGUUCCUUGAACCAUCCAAUUUCUCAGUUGGUAAAAUUCAUCGAUAUGGUAAACUUAUGGACAAAGAACGAUCCCUUGGAAAAUCUCGAAACUGAAACAAAAGAUUCACUAAACUUUUACAAGAUUGAUAAUGGAAUCAUAUCAUCGGAGUACAUAUUUUGCCUAUUUAAGAAUGCAUGGUUUGCCAUUGAAUCAUUAUUCAUUACAAUUUAG
Theileria equi strain WA is the source of this 1469-nucleotide messenger RNA. RefSeq lists its product as hypothetical. The record is from RefSeq and is a predicted model, not a curated record. The transcript is spliced from 7 exons. NCBI's taxonomy places the organism in Eukaryota, Apicomplexa, Aconoidasida, Piroplasmida, Theileriidae. Bases 294 to 1469 code for a protein of 391 amino acids.